UCUGAAGAUAAACCGACUUAUAAAUCUUUAGGUCAAAGCUAUAAUCUUUCAGUUGAUUAGUCAUGGAAUGUUAACGUAACGCAAAAAUAAAUAAUCUUGACUAAAAUUAUGAUCAUAUACAUAAUUUAUUUCGAGAUAACUGAAAAUAAAAUCAACGAGCACAGAAAAACUAAAGACCCGAAUAGUGACAGUGCUGAUUGUGUUGUAGAGAAGUAGAGCACAACAAAUUAUAAAAAUAAACAAAAACGUGACAAAAAUAUACAAGGUAAAUAAUAAUUUUAACAAAUUAAAAUCGUUUAAAAGUUCGUUUAACGUCAUACGUAGAAAAUAUAUAAAUCGUUUAGUGUACCGGUGAUCGCAUAUUAGUUAUUACUUACCUAUCUAUAAAAUAUAUCAAUUAAUCGAACAGCUAAUAAAAAAUUUCUUCAAAAUCUAACGAUUUAUGUAUUCACUCUUGGCCUGUGGUUUUCGCUGGUUACUCAACUAUUAUAGUACACUGCGCGUGCAGUCUUACACAUCGGAAAAAUCGACCAGCGAGUAAACUCGUCAAAAAUAUUGAACCAACUGCCGCUAUGAAGAUCACACGGUCGCCGACGGCAAUCCGGAUGCUGCGAAACGGACCGGCCGUCUGCUUCCGUAGUCCUGGCGAUAGACUGCCGCCGCAACUUAACACAUCGUCGUUGGCAAUCACUGCGACGACCCAGCUCAACAGCAACCAUCGGCUGCAGAAACCCAAUUGGGAUCGUGCGGUAUCCGAAGCAGAGAAAAUUGUUGGCUAUCCGUCGUCGUUCCUGAGUCUCAGAUGGCUGUUCAGCGACGAGAUAUCCAACAUCGCGCUGCACCUACGCCGCAUGGUCAACUCCAAUCACCCGCUACUGAAGACAGUUAAAGGGUUGCUAAAUAAAGGCCAGAAUACCAUGCAAGCUUGGGGGCUGAUCGUGUUACUCGUAUCCAAAGCAGCCGGUCAUACGAACGUGGAUAGCUCAGCGGACGAAGAUAAGUCGGGCGUAUUGCGCAGUCAGAGGGCAUUAGCUGAGAUCGCAGAAAUGAUCCGAACUAGCCAUCUGAUGCACAAUGGUCUCAUAAAUAUAUGUCCGGAAAUAUCCUCGGAACCUAUCGACCACAAUGACAUGAGUUUCGGUAACAAAAUCGGCUUGCUCAGCGGCGACUAUCUCCUGGCCAAUUCUUUCAACGAACUGUCGAUGCUCAAAAAUCAAAACCUCAUGGAACUGAUCAGCAGCGCCCUACGCGACCUGUCCGAGGCCGAGUUUUUGGGCCGCAGAGAUUCGCAAAACAAUCCACUGCCGUCACCGUUCGAACCGCUCGACCGUGUGCACGACUUGACUCGGCUGCGGUUCAACCCGCUCCAGUCAUCGUCCGAACGACUGCAGGGCGACUUGCCACUCACGCCCGCCCUGCACGACUGGACCAGGCGCAACGUACUGUCAGUGGGCAGCCUGCUGGGAAAAUCUUGUCAAGGCGCGCUCCUAUUGGCCGGCCACGGCGAGCAGCUACAGAAACAGGGCUUUUUGUUCGGUAAACACUUGUCGCUAGCCUGGCAGGCAUAUUUAGAUUUGGAACCAUUUUUGUCUGGUUCAAUGUACUCAUUGGGAAUGUCUUUCAACCUCACUUCAGCACCAGUUAUAUUCCACCUCGAACAUGAUUCGUCAUUAUUUAAAGAAAUUGACAAGGGCAUUAAUUCAAUUCAAGACGUCGACUAUGUCAAAGUACAUGAUGUUGUGAUUAAAGGUCCAGGAAUUAAUUACACAAAACAAUUACAAAAGGAGCACUCAGAAAAAGCUAUGGAAAUGUUGAACGUUUUCGAAGAGAGUGAUGCCAAAACAGCAUUAUCUAACAUAAUUGUUGCUAUGGACCGCGAAUAAGGUAUUCUAAAACUGACUCAAAUUUUUUGAACAUCUGUGGAAAAUAAUAUAAAAUAUAACUAUAGACUAUAGUUAUAGGUAUACUAAAUUUUAUAAUACCUACAUAAACAUGA
Molecule: messenger RNA, 1996 nt
Organism: Melanaphis sacchari
Lineage: Eukaryota; Metazoa; Arthropoda; Insecta; Hemiptera; Aphididae
Product: decaprenyl-diphosphate synthase subunit 2-like
Exons: 5
Coding region: 573-1883 (436 amino acids)
Biological process (GO): isoprenoid biosynthetic process; ubiquinone biosynthetic process
Cellular component (GO): transferase complex; mitochondrion
Molecular function (GO): prenyltransferase activity
Source: RefSeq, a predicted model, not a curated record